GGCUGCAGCAGCACCGCUCCUCCGGUCCAGCACCAUGACUCCCGGACCCGGACCCGCAGUCUGAGCCGCGCCGACACACACCCACGCAAACACACACUCACACUCACACACACACAAACCCACGCACACACACACAGGCACAGGCAAACCCGCCAGCAUCCCAGCGAGCCGAGGACCAUCCACCGCGCCGCGGCUCCGCAGAGACGCAGGAGAGACGCGUCCCCGCUCGGGCACCCGCAACAACAUGUCCUCCUCGGGCAAGGAGGGCAACAGCGGGCACUACGCCAACUAUGUGGGACCGUACCGCCUGGAGAAGACGCUGGGCAAAGGACAGACAGGUCUGGUGAAGCUCGGCGUCCACUGCGUCACGUGUCAGAAAGUCGCCAUCAAGAUCGUCAACAGAGAAAAGCUCAGCGAGUCUGUCCUCAUGAAGGUGGAGCGGGAGAUAGCCAUCCUGAAACUCAUAGAGCAUCCCCACGUCCUAAAGCUGCACGACGUCUACGAAAAUAAGAAAUACCUGUACCUGGUGCUAGAACACGUCUCCGGCGGCGAGCUCUUCGACUACCUGGUGAAGAAGGGCCGGUUAACGCCCAAAGAGGCCCGGAAGUUCUUCAGACAGAUCAUCUCCGCCCUGGACUUCUGUCACAGCCACUCCAUAUGCCACAGAGAUUUGAAGCCCGAGAACUUGCUGUUAGACGAGAAGAACAACAUCAGGAUAGCUGACUUUGGCAUGGCGUCUCUGCAGGUCGGGGAAAGUCUGCUGGAGACCAGCUGCGGAUCUCCACACUACGCCUGCCCGGAGGUGAUCAGGGGCGAGAAGUACGAUGGGAGGAAAGCGGACGCGUGGAGCUGCGGAGUCAUCCUGUUUGCACUUUUAGUGGGCGCGCUGCCGUUCGACGACGACAACCUGAGGAACCUGCUGGAGAAGGUGAAGCUGGGAGUUUUCCACAUGCCUCACUUCAUCCCUCCGGACUGCCAGAACCUCCUGCGCGGCAUGAUCGAGGUGGACGCCGGCAAGAGGCUGACGUUGGAGCAGAUCCAGAAGCACACGUGGUACCUAGCCGGGAAGAACGAGCCGGAGCCGGAGCAGCCCGUCCCCAGGAAGGUGGCCAUCAGGAUGCUGGCGGCCGCCGAGGAGAUCGAUCCCGACGUCCUGGAGAGCAUGCACUCUCUGGGCUGCUUCAGAGACAAGGAGAAGCUGAGCAAAGACCUGCUGUCAGAGGAGGACAACCAGGAGAAGAUGAUCUACUUCCUGCUGCUGGAUCGGAAGGAGAGAUAUCCCAGCCACGAGGAUCAGAACCUGCCGCCACGCAACGAGAUUGCAGACCCGCCCAGGAAGCGCGUGGACUCGCCCAUGCUGAGCCGACACGGCAAGCGGAGGCCUGAGAGGAAGUCCAUGGAGGUGCUGACCGUCACGGAGGGAGGCUCUCCCGUACCGGUCCGGAGAGCCAUCGACAUGGCAACGCACGGUCAGAGCAAAUCCGUUUUCAGUAAAAGCUUGGAUAUCACAAACUCUAACUGCAGCAAGGAGGAAAGGUCGCGGUCGAUCAGCGGGGCGUCCUCCGGUCUGUCCACCAGUCCUCUCAGCAGUCCCAGGCCCAACCGGCGCUUCUUCGUCCCGCCCCAGUCCCCGAACCUGUGUCAGUCCCCCAACUGCAGCCCCACCCACUCCCCCGGGGUCCGCCUCAACGGGGUGGGGCCCCGGCCCCCCAACUCCUUCCACCCCAAGAUGGGGUCCCCCGUCAUGCACCCCCGCACGCAGACCCUCCCCGCCAAGCCCCGAAUGUCUGAGAAGCCCCUGCAGACCACCCGGUCCAACCCGCUCCCCAACACCGUGCAGGCGCCCGGCGCCCCCAAAUCUGAGCCCACCACCCCGUGCGCGCCCCUGGCCCCCUGCAUCCCCAACAGCCCCCGGGUGAGGCGCCACCCGCCCCUCACCGUCCCCCCCAAGCUGUCCAUCGCCCUGUCCCCGGUGCCCCCCAUGUCCCCCCUCCGCCGUCCCCACCUGCACCCUGACCACAACGGCAAAUGUGUCCCCACCACGCAGGUGACCCCCCACCCUUCCCCCAGAGGGAGCCCUCUCCCCACCCCCAAAGGCACGCCCGUGCACACGCCCAAGGACAGCCCGGCCGGCACGCCCAGCCCCACGCCGCCGCCCAGCCCCUCCAUCGGGGGGAUGCCCUGGAGGACGCGCCUCAACUCCAUCAAGAACAGCUUCCUGGGCUCGCCGCGCUUCCACCGCCGGAAAAUGCAAGUUCCCACCCAGGAGGACAUGUCCAGCCUCACCCCGGACUCGUCUCCAGAGCUGGCUAAGAAGUCGUGGUUCGGGAACUUCAUCAACCUGGAGAAGGAGGAGCAGAUCUUCAUCGUGAUCAGGGACAAACCGCUCAGUUCCAUCAAGGCCGACAUCGUCCACGCCUUCCUCUCCAUCCCCAGCCUGAGCCACAGCGUCAUCUCCCAGACCAGCUUCCGGGCCGAGUACAAGUCCACGGCCGGUCCCACGGUUUUCCAGAAGCCCGUCAAGUUCCAGGUGGACAUCACGUACACGGAGAGCACCGGCGCCACCAAGGAGAACGGCAUCUACUCGGUCACCUUCACCCUGCUCUCAGGACCCAGCCGGCGUUUCAAGCGCGUGGUGGAGACCAUCCAGACACAGCUGCUCAGCACCAGCGACCAGCCCGGCAUCCAGCCCCAGAUAUCUGGCAGCCCGUUGAGUAACUUCUUUGACGUAAUUAAACAGCUUUUUUCAGACGAGAAGAACCUCCAUCAGGCGUCCCACUCCCCCGGCGCCCCCUCCACGCCUAGCUCCCCCACCCAGCAUGCCCCCAGCACCAAGCCCAGCCAGCCCCCGCCCACUGACUCCAAAUGCCCCCCCGGCAAAGACAAAACAAAGACGGCGGCCGGCAGCAGGACGCAGGAGCAUCCUUGAGGAGCGGUAGCCGUGCAUGACUAGACAAAGAGCAGGAGUCAGGUCCUCGGAGGAGGAGAGCUGCUAACUUUGCCCUUUAGUUUCUCAAAGCCGAUAUAAAGAAAAUCCACUUUUUGCCUAUAAAUUUUGUACUCUAUAAUGGGAAUGGCUCUUUAAGUUUGAAGUGGAGUAUUUUCCAGUACGUAGCAGAUGUAGCUUUGCCGUCCCCACCUUGUGUCCCGCUCUGUGUCCCGGGGUGGGGUUUGGGGGGGGUUUCCGUGGGUGUUUGUCUUCCUCAGAUGUGUGAUGGCUUGACUUGUCUCUGCCACCAGGGAUCAUCCAUAAUAGCUAUUAACCUCGGCGGCUUCUCGACUGCAGCCUCCACCAGAGUCCGAAUCUGAGGACAAAGACAGCGGACCCCUUCCCUCUCGCAGCCCUCCUCUGAGUUUCUCUUUUUCUUCCCCCGGACCGCAUCAUUUAGUCCCCGUUUCGCCCCACAAACCAAACACGGAAGAGUUGUUAAAAAGAAACAAAAAAAAAAGCAAGCCUUAAGACAGUGAUGUUUGUCGAUCUACACCCCCCUCCUCCUCCUCCUCCUCUCUCUUUCUUCCACUCCUUCCACAUGUACAUACGAGACGUUAGACCACACAAACAUGACCCUUUACCGUGAGAAACGGCUCCGGGCCGAGGCCGGACGCCGGAGCGGUGGAAGAGAGCCGAGGCGGACGGAGAGAGAGACGAGCGCUGGCUGGAUUGUGGUUCUUUUAAACGUUGGUUUUCUUUGCAGACGCGGGGCGGCUGACGAGCGUCUGAUAACGAGCUCUGUCGGUCAGCGACUGUCCGGCGACGCCACACACACACGGGGGGAGCUGAUUAUAUGCGAAUGAAUGAAUGAUCUGUUCUGUUGUACAGACUAAAUACUGACCUGGAUGUACAUAAGUGUAGUUGUGACAUUGUGUUUCAGAGUUGUUGCUUUUGUUUUGUUUUGUUUUUGCGUACAGGCCCGGUCACACCGGCACCACGCUUUUACGGUGAGGUGAAAAUCACUGUGAGCGGAAGAUUUGCUCAUGAUUGUGGACUUGAGAGCCGUCAGAUAAACGCUCAGAAACUCACACCUCGUGGGGAGCCGUGCAGGUCCUGGUGGCCCCCAGACCCGCGGGGCUCUUGUUCCUGGUUCCUGGUGGUUCCAAGAACCAGGAACAAGAGCUGAGGACCUGAACAUGUAACAACUGCAAAAUUUGAAAAAAAAAAAUUCACGUUAAGAUGUCAGUUUCAGUUUUAUUUCUAGGGGAAAGAUGAUUUAAAAAAGUUGAGGUGAGGUCUUCAGGUUUCUCCCAGCUGGAUAUAAAGGCCGUCGGACCCCGUCAGGCGAGGCUGGUGCCUCAAGUCGGGGUGGUGUGUCCCGUGCAGUCGGUAUCGACCUUCAUUUUGGCCGAUUCGACAUGAAGAAUGUGUAAUAUGUAGAAUGGGCCACUAGCUGUCGGCUUCUAUGACCAAUCUGAUUGGUGGAGAGCUAACCCUUGACUAGGGAAUCAAAUGGCGCUUUUCCACUAAUACCUACUCAGCCCGACUAGACUCGCCUCGGUUUUGCACUUCUCCACUAGGGGUAUAAUGUGCCGAGUAGAUACUUUUUCUGUAUCUAUUCUGCCGAGGUUCUAAGCGGCUGAGUCGGCUGUAUCUGACAUCAUCACACUACAGGACACCGAUUGGUCGGGGGGUUGGAGUCAGACGUCUGAGUCAGGAUGUGACAUCAGUGAAAGAGACUCUGACGGAUUCUUGUUAAUUUUAUCCGACCAGCAACGGCAGCAGAAGUCUGUUUCAUGAUCCAACUCUGAGGGUCAGAUGUUCAUAAACCUGGUGCUGAGGAGAAAAUUAAAAAGGGAUCUAGACGGACGAUAAGGAACUACCAGAUCUACCAGGAGCUCUGUCUCUUCAUAGCUGCUCACGGCUCCAGCUGACUUUUCAGCAGCGCCAAGACGAAAUAAAAAACAUUAAAAAGCGUAGACGCUUGAAUCUUCUCUCAAUCUAAUUUUUUUAACUUGAUAUCAAACAUAAGCCACAGACCCAGCAGCACAUCUAUCAUCUCCUCCAGGUUCUACAUCUUUAGUGUUGUUGUCUUCUCUGUUUAGAUCAAACAAUCAAAUACGUCACAGCAGCUUCACUCCAACCUCCUACUCCUGAUCUGGGCAUUGAAAAGAAACGAGGGCAAGGCGAGUGGAGUCGGACUGAGUAGGUUCCAGUGGAAAAGUGCCAAAAGAUAACUGGAAAUGACGAUAGUAAACUUACUUGAUAAACAGCGAUAGCACAGAUGCUGAACUAAACUCAUCAUGGCAUCGGUUUGAUUCAGAAAUUUAGGUCAGGUUAAAAAAACAGAUAAUCUAAUUGAUUCCUUGUUGAUCACAAAUGUUUCUUGAUCUACUUCACUAUAAAAAUGUUGCGUUAAAUAAAAACUGAACUGAAACUAGCAAAGAAACUUCCACUUCAGAGGCUUCUCAUCGAUUAUUGACGAUGGUUGAAGUGAUCAGUGUGACCCUCCUCCGAUCUUUCUGAUCGAUUAUCGAUGACGGCUGGAGCGAUGGUUCCAGGUUCCGGUGUGACCCGCCGUCUUCUUUCUUAAUUUUGCACUUUUGGAUGUUGGUUUGGUUAAGUUACACCAUGUCAGUGUGUUUUUAAUUUUCAUAUUUCUUUUCUUGUUUCUGUUCAGGUUCUUUUGUAUUAUCUGCAGGUUUCAGACAAUAUUGAACUACUGUGUAUAUUUUUGUAUUUUAUUGUAUUUUGUCAUUUGUUAUUUAUCAGUUAUUUAUAUAAAAAGAUGUAGAGAAUGUUCUUAAUGUCAGCUAUUUAAGGAUAUUUUUGUCAUGUUUAAGUUAUUCUUACAAACCUGGAAGCAUUUGUGAACAUUGGUUCCUUUCCCUCUUUUUUUUUUGAAAAGAGAAACAUGUAAAAUACGUUUGAAAGUUUAUUUGUUGUAAUUUAAGAAUGUAGAUUAGCCUCUUUGAGAGGAACCAACCCUUUGUUGAUAACUGCCGGCUUCUCCUCUCAAACCCGUGCGUACGACGACCCAGAGAUCAACCAAACCAACACUCGUUCUGUAAAUAAGCCGAGUUUACUGACAAGCUUAUUUAAAAUAGCCGAGGGGAUUCCUACUCUUAGCUUUGACUUCGUACGGUUGUUUGCAUGUUCAGCAUUCGUCUUUUCUUUGCAUGUCGUUGUUGGAAUUGUUCUCCUGUUCCCUUUUUCUCUCUCCGCUGCUUUUAUGCAUUUUUUAAUUAAUUUAUUUUUUAUGUACUUUCGCUUUACUUGCCUUCAGAUUUCGUUUGUAAUUUGAUUUGCUCGGCCGGCCUCCCCCUCUCCCUCCCCCUCUCCUUUGAUUACUGCGCAGCCACAGUAACCGUGCGAUGCAUCCUCCUCACUCCUUCUCUCAGAGGAACCUCGCUGGCGAUGGGGUCGCCCGCUCACACCAGCUGGGUGGGUGGCGGGUUAUCAGAGAGACAAAUUAAAGCAAUACCUUUCAUCGUUCGCUUUCCUGUUUUUGUACUGUGGGAAUCCAGAGCACACAGAAUGGACUUGGAGCAGGAUAACCACUGGCAAUGUACUCCCUUGUGAUGUUACUGUGAACAACUUCAGUGCUAAAAGGAAUAAAUCUGUUGACUUUGGACUGGCUCGUGUGACG
This is a messenger RNA of Cololabis saira (Pacific saury), 6581 nucleotides long. RefSeq names its product serine/threonine-protein kinase BRSK2-like. Lineage: Eukaryota; Metazoa; Chordata; Actinopteri; Beloniformes; Belonidae. The transcript has 20 exons. The coding region runs from base 245 to 2929 and encodes 894 amino acids. Gene Ontology annotation, molecular function: protein serine/threonine kinase activity; ATP binding; tau-protein kinase activity. Gene Ontology annotation, cellular component: cytoplasm. The record is from RefSeq and is a predicted model, not a curated record. Gene Ontology annotation, biological process: protein phosphorylation; intracellular signal transduction; microtubule cytoskeleton organization.